AGCUUCCGAGACAAUCCCCUUGUCAAACUGCGUCUUUUCGAUUCGCUAUCCAACAACAACAAUCAUUGUCACAGUUGUAUGUACAAUUCUCUAAGCUAUCGCUGCGCCGUCAGUACUAGCAGCUCAAGCAUUUCUCACACACAUCUUUUUUUCAGGUCUCCUGUAGCCUUCUGCCGAACCCUGCUGAGGAGAGGACGCCGCCGAGAUGUACAAGCUCACUUCCAUGGCCGCAGCAAGUUUGCUGCUGGCUGCUGUCCACGCCAUGCCAAACCCAAAUCCUCAUCAGCCGAGGGCUGCAGACGCCGCUGACGCUACGGAUGCCGCCCUGGAGCCCUGGGUCACUGUCAACGAUGACGGUACACCCUCGACCGUCACUCCCGUCCUAAGCACCAUCUCAGGUACACCGACCGUCAUAUCCGGCGCUCCCCACGAUGUCACGGCUACCGUCUUCACCUACACAAGCUAUGGCAAGGUCAUUACUAGCACCGGUGCCGCCCCUGGCCCUACUGCCGCCGCCAAUUCCAACAGCACUGGUGUCUUCGGAGUCUGUAAUAAUAAGGACGGCGAAUUCGCUCCUUGGUGUCGCCCAGAGGUCAACUCGACCCUUUACGUGGACACUACCUACUACUUUACGUGGGAUCCUACCUACUUUUCCGCCCCCAACGCGACCCUACAAAUCAUCGGCAACCAUAUCAACAAGACCACCGGCGAAGUCGAGACCGAAUCGCCUGCCUUCACUUCAGCCUACACUAUGGCCCGCUUCGGAUACCUGACAAUCCCCAUCAAGAGCGAACACCUCCGGGGCCAAGGCUCCCAGAAUAUCAGCCUCAGCUUGAUUGGGGUAGUCAAAGGCGAGAGAGUUGAAAGGUCUGGUCCUCAGAUCAAGGUCACAACCCGCCCCGGGCCGGUCGCGGAUGCACAUCACAAGGCACCAGUGGGUGCCGCCGUGUACAUCGCCAUCCCUACGAUCUUCGGCUUCAUUAUUGCCUGUGUCAUCGGCACAUGUAUAUACAAUCGCCAUCAUCGCCGCAUCGAACUCAAGAGCGCCAUGGGCCGUAACUACAACGUCACCAAGAAGGGUAGGGGUGUUCGCUCACGUCUUGGCCUCGGCGGACGAAACAAGAAGGCCAAGGCAAAUGAGCGUAUCCAGCUGAUGGAGCGUGAGAUCCACGCCGAGGGCGGCGAGGUCUACCGCGACCUUCCCGACCCCGCUGACCGACCCAGGCGCGACAGUGAUGCCUUGGGCAGUCUGGCCAGUACCCCGACUGAAGACCGACGCAUGGAUUUCGGCGCGGGGGAGGGACGUAACAACCAGACCACUGGAAACGCAUUCCGUGAUGAGUUGAGGAGACAAGACAACGAGAGGCCCUAAGACGAAAAUCUGGGAUCUUCUCUCCAUUGUAUAUUUAUUAUGUAACUGGAUUUAUAAUACGUGAGAUGCAAAGGUUGACGAUAGAAUCAUCUUUGGGACCAGGACCGUACAUGUAAUCUACAACGGUAUAUACUGCAUAGAACGGGGAAAUGGCAACUUGAGAUAACUUGUACAUAGAAAGAAAGCAAAUAGUUGCUUGUAUAUUUCAAAUUUACUGACUACUGUAAGGUCGUACCGUUUGACCUGUGAGUUUUCAAGUAUGUCUGGUCGUCUACGUGUGGUUUGUAACGUGUAUAUAUAUUCGGGACAACGAGAAGGAAAUGAACGUCGCAAACUAUCCGGCAUCGAAGGAAAUCUAUACUAUCAUACAGCGGCGAGCUCAUACGAACAGGGCCC
Messenger RNA from Xylaria bambusicola, 1768 nucleotides. RefSeq lists its product as uncharacterized. The transcript is spliced from 2 exons. Lineage: Eukaryota; Fungi; Ascomycota; Sordariomycetes; Xylariales; Xylariaceae. The coding region runs from base 206 to 1372 and encodes 388 amino acids. The record is from RefSeq and is a predicted model, not a curated record.